This is a messenger RNA of Carassius gibelio (silver crucian carp), 371 nucleotides long. RefSeq names its product 40S ribosomal protein S29. Lineage: Eukaryota; Metazoa; Chordata; Actinopteri; Cypriniformes; Cyprinidae. The record is from RefSeq and is a predicted model, not a curated record. Gene Ontology annotation, biological process: translation. Gene Ontology annotation, molecular function: structural constituent of ribosome; zinc ion binding. The transcript is spliced from 3 exons. Gene Ontology annotation, cellular component: ribosome; cytosolic small ribosomal subunit. The coding region runs from base 103 to 273 and encodes 56 amino acids.
UCACUGUUGACGCAGGAAGCGCGCGGCGGAAGUCUCGCGUGUUUUUCUGCGCCUGCGCAGGAGCGCUUCUUCCUUUCCUUCAUCCCGAUCGAGAGAGACGAGAUGGGCCAUCAGCAGCUCUACUGGAGUCACCCGAGAAAAUACGGCCAGGGAUCCCGAUCCUGCCGGGUUUGCUCAAACAGACACGGUCUGAUCCGUAAGUACGGACUCAACAUGUGCCGCCAGUGCUUCAGACAGUACGCUAAAGAUAUCGGCUUCGUCAAGCUGGACUAAACUCGUGACAGAUGGACUUCUGUGAUCAGCUCACCAUCCUGACAUCAUGAAGUUAUUCUGGAACAUUCAAUAAACAUUGCUUCUGUUUCUGUUCAGAA